AUGAAAGGUAAGUGGAGUAACGCAUAUCAAAAAAACGAUAAAGCAUUUCCCUGUGGCAUAAAGCACAUGCGAUAAAUAAAACACGGGAGCCGAGAGACCCAUUACAGAUAGAAAAUCCUUCACCGUGCUCUUCUCACUGACUAUCUCUCUUGUUGUAUGCAUAACUAGUAUGAAAACGCAAAUACCCCAGGCAUACGAAGACAUUGCUAGAAAAACUGCAAGUCCAUUUAAACUGUACGAUGCCAAAGGCAUUCGUCUUAGGCGCAGUUUUGGUGGAAUGGUGAUCUUUGCAGAGGAAGCCUCGAUAAAGAGACAAUCAAUACAAUACUGAAUUGA
Haemonchus placei is the source of this 336-nucleotide messenger RNA. NCBI's taxonomy places the organism in Eukaryota, Metazoa, Nematoda, Chromadorea, Rhabditida, Trichostrongylidae. The record is from the annotation of a GenBank genome assembly.